This is a messenger RNA of Glycine soja, 1209 nucleotides long. RefSeq names its product protein EXORDIUM-like. The transcript has a single exon. Bases 102 to 1028 code for a protein of 308 amino acids. The record is from RefSeq and is a predicted model, not a curated record. NCBI's taxonomy places the organism in Eukaryota, Viridiplantae, Streptophyta, Magnoliopsida, Fabales, Fabaceae.
CCAAUUCCCUUCCCUACCUAUAAAUACUCGUUCCCACACCCAUCUUCUCCACAACCUACCCUACUUGAUCAUUCACCACAUUUCAUUUACACAAAUCAUCAAUGGCCUCUCUUGUAUCCUCAAGUGUUCUUUUACACCUCUUUCUCAUAAUUUCCGCGCUCCAUUUGGGCGCAGCAGCAAGAAUUCUGAGUGAAAAGGACCAACAACAACAAUUGCAGUUCCAAUACCACAAAGGCCCUCUUCUCAGUGGCAAAAUCUCCGUCAAUCUCAUCUGGUACGGUAACUUCAAGCCUUCCCAGCGAGCCAUCAUCUCCGAUUUCAUCACCUCCCUUUCAUCUCACAAAUCCACAGCCCAACCAUCCGUCGCCACGUGGUGGAAAGGUACCCAAAAAUACUACCAACUCAUAAAGUCUUCACCAAAACUCACCCUCACUCUCGGUACCCAAAUCCUCGACGAGAACUACUCCCUAGGAAAAUCACUCACCAACGACAACAUUGUUAGUUUAGCAUCCAAGGGUGCCUCGAAAGACGCCAUCAACGUUGUUCUCACAUCCUCGGACGUAACCGUUGAAGGAUUCUGUUCCAGUAGGUGCGGGACCCAUGGCUCCUCGGUGGGUCCUCGCAAGUUCGCUUACGUGUGGGUGGGGAACUCGGAGACGCAGUGCCCGGGCCAAUGCGCGUGGCCCUUCCAGCAGCCCAUUUACGGCCCACAGAGCCCGCCCUUGGUCGCGCCCAACAACGACGUGGGCCUUGACGGAAUGGUCAUCAACGUGGCUACCCUAUUGGCUGGGACCGUUACCAACCCUUUCGGAAAUGGCUACUUCCAAGGACCCAAAGAGGCUCCGCUAGAAGCCGCUUCCGCUUGCACCGGUGUGUACGGAAAGGGCGCUUACCCUGGCUACGCUGGGGAACUCUUGGUGGACCCCACUACCGGCGCUAGCUACAAUGCUAACGGCGUCAGUGACCGCAAAUAUUUGUUGCCGGCACUCUUUGACCCUACCACUUCAGCUUGUUCUACUCUGGCGUAACACAAACGCACGGUUUUAGCUAGCUUAAUAUUAUUGUUGUUCCAUGUUAGGGAUACACUAUGACACAAGAGAUUCUUUAUUUGUUUAUAGAUUCAUUGUUAUCCGGAUGAAUAAAUAUAUGAAGUUCAAUGUACCAAAGCAAAACAUAUAGUAUAUGUGAAUUCAAUUAUUGGUAUUUCCA